GCUACAAGCAUUUUUGUACACAUCCUCUUUAAUGUAUGAUAGUUUCUCCGGACAUUAUAGCCAGGAGUACAACUGCAGGGUCUUCGCGCCUUGAACUUUUAUCAGAGACUGGCAAAAAGCUACUUAAAGUAGUGGUACCACGUGAUGGCUUUUGAGUCUCAUCUCUCCCGCUGGAUAGUAAACGCCUUGGUACUGGGACUCUGCCUGUCGUACUUAACCAUGGCAUUUCCAAAACAGUGGACAGGAGACACUAACACCCAUUUGUAUGGUGAAUGAAUGGCUGGACGCAGGAAUUUAGCAGAAUGUCUUUCAGGGGAGUGGUCAGAGGCCUUCUGGAUGUUUUUCUCCCCGAGGACAAAAAGCACUGUGGCAGAAAAGGAGAACCCUGGCUCUUCACUUAGGAAGCGUCCCGAGCGUAGGGCCGAGAGUGGCCCGGCCCCUCGGACCCUCCCGCGCGGGCUGGCACCGCCCUGGGCUCCUGCAUUCCCCCACCCUCCGAGGGUGACUCAGGCGGCGGUGACGGCAUUCGAGAGGGAGGUGAUGACGGGCGCGCGGCCGUGCGCCGCGGAGAAGCGCAGAGCUCGGGAGCGCGGCGGCGGCGGCGGCGGCGGAGGAGGAGGAGGGCCCGCCGCGAAUGCGGCGCCGGGGCGGGAGCGGCGGCUGGUGGAGGCGGCAGGCGGCAUGAGCGGAGCGCGGGGCGCGGGCCUGGCGAUGGCUGCGCUGCUGCUGGCCGCGUCCGUGCUGAGCGCCGCACUGCUGGCCUCCGGCGGCUCCCCGGAGCGCGGCGCCGAGGCCGAGCCGCCUCGAGACUUAGAUAAAAAAAGGCAUAUAGAGCUGAAGAUGGACCAGGCUUUGCUGCUCAUCCAUAAUGAACUACUUGGGACGAACUUGACUGUCUACUGGAAUUCUGAACGCUGUUAUCAUUGUUUGCUUCAGGCUCUGGUAAAUGUCUCUGGGAGUGCAGAACAUGGGAAGCCUAGCAUUGCAGCUGCUGCUGUGAGCACCCAGCAUGGAUCCAUCCUGCAACUUAACGACACCUUGGAAGAGAAGGAAGUUUGUAGGCUGGAAUACAAAUUUGGCGAAUUCGGAAACUAUUCUCUCUUGGUAAAGCACGUCCAUAAUGGAGUCAGUGAAAUUGGUUGUGACCUAGUUGUCAAUAAGAACCCAGUUGACAGUAACCUUCCUGUGAGUAUCGCAUUCCUUGUUGGUCUAGUGAUGAUCAUUGCAGUGUGCUUUCUAAGGUUCUUGUUGAGUUUGGACGACUUUAAUAAUUGGAUUUCUAAAGCAAUAAAUUCUCGGGAAACUGAUCGCCUCAUUAAUUCUGAGCUGGGCUCCCCGAGCAGGGCGGACCAGCUCAGCGGCGACACCCAAUCGGAAGCCUGGCGUCCGUCCGCUGUGCGCUUGCGCCUGCACAGCAUGGACACGUUCAGGGGGAUAGCUCUCAUCCUCAUGGUCUUCGUUAAUUAUGGAGGAGGAAAAUAUUGGUACUUCAAACAUGCAAGUUGGAAUGGACUGACAGUGGCUGACCUUGUGUUCCCAUGGUUUGUGUUUAUUAUGGGAUCUUCGAUUUUUCUAUCAAUGACCACCAUACUGCAGCGGGGAUGUUCAAAACUCAGAUUACUGGGGAAAAUUGCAUGGAGGAGUUUCCUGUUAAUCUGUAUAGGAAUUAUCAUUGUGAACCCCAAUUAUUGCCUUGGUCCAUUGUCUUGGGAUAAAGUACGAAUCCCUGGAGUGCUCCAGCGGCUGGGGGUGACAUAUUUUGUGGUUGCUGUGUUGGAGCUCAUCUUUGCAAAACCCGUGCCUGACAGUUGUGCCUCGGAGAGAAGGUGCUCUUCCCUUCAAGAUGUCAUAUCCAGCUGGCCCCAGUGGCUCUUCAUUUUGAUGCUGGAAAGCAUUUGGUUGGUGUUGACAUUCUUCUUACCUGUUCCUGGAUGCCCUACUGGUUAUCUUGGCCCUGGCGGCAUUGGAGAUCUGGGGAAGUAUCCGAAUUGCACUGGAGGAGCUGCUGGCUACAUUGACCGCUUGCUGCUGGGAGAUGAUCACCUUUACCAGCACCCCUCCUCGACUGUGCUUUAUCACACCACGGUGGCCUACGAUCCAGAAGGAAUCCUAGGGACCAUCAACUCCAUUGUGAUGGCAUUUUUAGGAGUUCAGGCAGGAAAAAUACUCUUGUAUUACAAGGAUCAGACCAAAGACAUCCUGAUUAGAUUCACUGCAUGGUGUUGUUUUCUAGGGCUUAUCUCUGUUGCUUUCACGAAAAUUUCUGAAAAUGAAGGAUUUAUUCCAGUAAACAAAAAUCUCUGGUCCGUUUCGUACAUCACUACGCUCAGCUCCUUUGCCUUCUUCAUCCUGCUUCUCCUGUACCCCCUUGUGGACGUGAAGGGACUGUGGACAGGAGCCCCAUUCUUGUACCCAGGCAUGAAUUCCAUCCUGGUGUACGUCGGCCACGAGGUCUUCCAGAAUUACUUCCCCUUCCAGUGGAAGCUGCAGGACAACCAGUCGCACAAAGAGCAUCUGAUUCAGAACAUCGUCGCCACUGCUCUCUGGGUGUUCAUUGCCUACAUUCUCUAUAAAAAGAAGGUGUUUUGGAAGAUCUGACAGCUGCAGCUGAAGCGUGCUGCUGGCACACUCUAGUGGGCCUGGGGGCCUUUAUUAAAGGGACUCACUAAUUAUAAAACCUUUAAGAUGUGUGUUUCCAGAUUGCUGGGGAAGGUGCUGGUGUACUCAGGCAAGCGGACUGUGACCUGGCUCAUCAGAACUCCACCUGUGUAGUUGGGACUUACAAAUUUGAAAUGUAAAUUAUCUUUUUUCCUCCAUCUUCUAUGUAAAUGGAUGGAUUUGGAACUUUAUUCUAAGGAUUUCUCAGUUAACUUUUCAAAAGGAAAUUACCAUGGGCGUUUUGCUUCUGUGACGGGGAAAAAACAACAACUAUGGUCUGAUUCUUACUGAUCUUGUUUUCCUGCAAACUGCCUCUCCAUGUGUAUACAUGCCAACCAAGAAUACCAUCAUCUGUUGUGGCUGACUAUAAAGCUUAUUGAAUGUGACGUGUAGUAAUAUAGUCUAAUAUUCUUUGGUUAAGCGAAGUUUAAUAUUUCAAGAAAGUCAGGGUAAUUUCCUUUUCAGGUCUGCAAGGCAUUAGUGGGUCCAAAAAAAAUUGCCUUUCAAUCAAGCCAUUUUCUCCUUUUCCCCACUUGAAAAAAAAAGUUGAAUUAUGGAUGUGUUAUUUUCAGCCACUCUUGUUUAGUUAUUGCUUAUGUACUUAACUAUUUACCUAUCAGUCAUCUAUCUAUCUAUCUAUCUAUCUACCUAUCUAUCUAUCUAUCUAUCUAUCUAUCAUCAUCUCUCUAUCCAUUCUGACCACCCACUUUCUCACCUGUCUUUCUCUCUGUGUACCUAGAUGGUAGCUGGUACCCAGGGACAUAGCUGUGGAAGAGAGAAAAGCCAACUGUCUUGCUUUGGCUCCAGCUUUGCCAUCCUUGCGUGUAAAAUAUUGGGCAAGUCCCUUGGCCUGUGUGGGCCUCAGGUUUGUCAUCUGUGAAACGAGGGAGAUAGUGAUGACCUCUCAGGUCCCUUCCAACCCUUAGUCAGACACAGUGAGGUGGGAUACAUCAGUAGCUUUUCUGAAACCCUUAGAAAACUAACUUCAUUAUGGAAAACUCUUGAAAAUAAAUGAUAAGGAAAAGUUUUAAAAACUCUCAUUGGAGUAAGUCUUUUUAGAAUGACCCUCCACAAUGGAGGCACCUUUCCUGCCUGGAAUCACUAAACUGAAGUAGUAGUUUCUCAGGAGUGAGGAUGGGAGAACACACAAAGAGAAACAGCACUUUUCAUAUGAUGCAUCAUCAUACUUAUGAAUUUUCUGUGAGAAUUCCAUAUUUAAGGAAAAUGUGACAAUAGUUUGUACUUUAGAGCAUCCUUCUGUGGUGAGAUGGGGCCAUCUCAACAUCGCUUCGACUGUCGCCACUGCGUGGGUGACUUCCUAGUCUGUUUCCAGUGCAGACCUCUACCCUGAACUCUCAUUCCAACUUUAACUGCCUGCAGAACCCCUCCACCUGGACAUCUGCCAGCAUCCAGGCUCACGUCUUCCCUGCUUUCUUCUUCGGAAUUCAAACCUUUUCCUCUUUGGAUUUUCCUAGCUUUGUGAGUGGAUCAUUCGCAACGCCAUAUAAAACUGCCGUCUCUCACCCACCUACCUCCUUUUCUCCGCUUUUUCCAUAUUUAGUCGUUACCAAAUCUCAAUUCUGUCUCCAUCUUCCCCUGUAUCUUCAUUCUUAUUGUCACCACCUUUUUACUCUAGUCCAGAUCCUUAGAAUUCUUUUUAAACUGGCCUUCCCUCAGUCCCUCCUUCCGUAAAGCAACUAGGUUAAGCUUUAUGAAGCCGAGUUCUGAGCUAAUCACCUCUUUGUAAAAACUUACACUGAAGUUGAAACAGCUUUGCCCGGCAUACAUAACCAUCCGCAUUGAGCCCAACACACGUUCCCAGCUUUCCCUCCCCACCCUCUAUGCCCAUCCCACUUUUUCCAGCCCACCUCCCACCUCCAUCACUUAGCCAGGACCGCCUGGUUCUGACUUUGAUUAUAGUCUUCCUGGAUUGCUUUUUCCUCUAAUUCUCUCCAUUUUUUCCCAAAAAAGUGACAUUUGACCUGUCACUUUAGACCCCAUAUUUCUAAGGCACCUCUCUUUUAUUCUCGUCGAAAAAUAGUCUUUUCUUCCUCUGGGCUCUCAUAGUAUCUUACUGGGAUCAAUCUCAUGGCACUCAUCACUUUAUGACUUGUAUGAUAGCUAUUUGUGUACAUGUCUAGUUUCCCAUGCUGAACUGUGAGCUUGUUAAGGGCAAGGAUUAUGCCCUUUUCAUUGCAUAUUUUUCAUGGCACAAACACAGUCCCUCCUACAUAACCAGCACUAAAUAAACAUUUAUUAAAGCAAA
Hipposideros armiger (great roundleaf bat) is the source of this 4924-nucleotide messenger RNA. RefSeq names its product heparan-alpha-glucosaminide N-acetyltransferase (gene HGSNAT). Lineage: Eukaryota; Metazoa; Chordata; Mammalia; Chiroptera; Hipposideridae. Gene Ontology annotation, cellular component: lysosomal membrane. The record is from RefSeq and is a predicted model, not a curated record. Bases 277 to 2598 code for a protein of 773 amino acids. Gene Ontology annotation, biological process: lysosomal transport. The transcript is spliced from 18 exons.